AACGGAAGUGUAUAAAGGCCACUUGCAAUAUUUUUGGAGUUACUAUCUUGCUGCGACGAGUUAACUCGCCGCAGUGAGGUAGAAACUCAAUUUUUUGUGCAAGUGGCCCUUAUACGCCUCCGUACUUCCGUAUGUACGCUUUAGUACUUCCGUACGAAGACAACACAGAUGAUGAGGUGAAGUUGCAAUCUGGUGUUUACCCAGAGCUCAGACCACGCGUAAAUGAGGCAGGUCGAUCGAGUAAGAACGCCACUCGACUGUGCCUUGACGAUCUGGCAGGCUGCUUGCUGAACUAUUUGAGCAGCCAGGUGGGUUCAUCGAGUAACUCUCUCUGAUGUGAUGCGGAUACCCGAUUUAUCAGAGUCACAGAUCCAGAGUUUAUAACUACUAGUUGCCUCAUGAAGCAGGUGCCUACAAACAUUGUAUGAAAGCAUGUCAAUGUGGGGCUACCAUCCUUCAUGAUCAUCAAACUCAGACUGCACGUAUCUGCUCAUUCUGGUAUACGUUGUACAUCAGAAAAAGGAAGAUCAUGGCUGAAGGGGGCGGCUCAUCAUCCGAGGAUCAGACCAAAGCCCUACUGUGUGUGGUCUGCGGCGACCGGGCCAACGGCAUGCACUACCGCGCCCUGACCUGCGAGGGUUGCAAGACAUUCUUCCGGCGCAACGCCCGCAAGAUGGCGGAGCUGAAGUGUGAGAUGGGCUCCAACGGGAACUGCGUGAUGGACUUGUACAUGAGACGGCACUGCGGUGGCUGUCGGAUGAAAAAGUGCCUGGAGGUGGGAAUGCAGGUGGACAGGCUUUGGGACAAGGAGAGAAUCAAGACCAGGAAGCCCAUUACUAAGAAAGCCAAACCUGUAGGACAGAGCCCUAACAAGGAGGACAGCCCAAGGACUGUAGAACCAUCAUCCUGUGCACCGAGUACCAGUGAUUCCACUUCAGUAAGCGUCCCUGCACCUGCUUGUACCUCAGUGUCAGAAGCGUCUCAAGCAUUGGACCAGGAGGUCAUCAAUCAGCAUCUGGAGCUAGCCGCGAGGGUAAAAGAAGCAUUCAAGCAGGCUGAGGAGUAUGUACAGGGACAAAAGGAGCCUGUACCGGAAAAGGUGAAAGAGACCGUUUCAGCCUCUUUAAGCAAGUCAACUUCAGGCACAGAGAAGGUGGAGGAUAGGAAGCAACAGCAGGGUGGGCCAGGACCUAUGGGUGACGCCAAGUCAAAAACCAAGGGAAGUCCUGAAAAGAGAAAGGACGGUGGGAAAUCUGUCAGCAAAUCUGGUGCGGGUCAUAAAAAGGUAACAGUAACUCCACGCGAGGGGACAGACGUUCCUCAAACUGAGAUGCCGCCGUGUUCCUCUCUCGGUGUAAGUCUAGAAGAGACAGGGUCCAGUGGGAACUCUCUGAAACAAGCUCAGAGCAAAAAAAGUCAGGUUCUUGGUGAGACGACACCUGUUCAUUCAACAGACAGACAUGCCAAUUGCCCAGAGUGCUCUUUUACAGGUGAUCUGCCACCCUUGAUGGAUCCUAUAACUGGAUAUGCUGACCUAGAGAGUUCACGUGAGCCCCAUCAGUCCGCACAGCCAUUCAGCUGUGGUCUCAGCACUCAGUUAGUGGACAGCGCAGCAGUAUGCACAUGCCAGGCAGAGGUUGCCAAGGAAAGUGCAGUGGAAGAGGAAGUGGCUUGUCUAAACCUAGCUAAAUCAGGCUUUGGCGUCAGUGGGGGCCUCAGGCUCGAUCACCCGCAGCCUGUCGCUACCGAUUGGACUCAGCACCCACGUUCUCCUGAGUUGCCAGAAAAUCUGGAAGCAUGCCCUGACCUGUGGAGUUUCCCAUAUACCCAAGAUGGCCAAGACCUGGACCAGAGUUUGUUGACUUCAGCUGAUGAUCCGGGAACGAGCACCGGACUGAAAGAAGGUCAGGGGUUGAGAUUUGGGAGCUGCGGCGGCAGUAGUGCAGCAGAAGAUAAAACCGUAGAUGAGCAGGAAAGCGGAGGGGACACAGUGUCAUUUGACGAUGUUAUUUUCAAGCACAUUAUGGAACUGAUGGUGAUGGUGUUAAAGAAUAUGACAGUGUUUGCCAAGUGCCUGCCGGCAUUCAAGUCUCUUACAUGGGAGGAUCAAGCGGCUGUUGUGAAAGGUGCCUACCUGGAGUUCCUUAUCUUAACUUCGUCAUCUCUGUAUAACCCCAAGACAAAAGCCUUUGUCAGCAUCCUCAUCCCAGGACAGGAGUACACCAAGGAUGUAGGGAUCAUGGGAGGCUUGAAGAAGUUGUCUGAAAGCAUCACCAUGUUUGCCGAGAAGAUGAUCAAGUUGGAGCUGACAGAUGAGGAGAAGGCUCUGCUCUUUGCCAUCUGUAUCAUGACUCCCGAUCGGCCUGAUGUUAAAGACUUGGAAACUGUCACCACCCAGCAGCAGACUUUAGUGGAGGCUUUGCAGACCUGUGUGAGGUUAAACCAUCCUGGGCAAAAUGUGUUCCCAAAGUCGCUGAUGCUGCUGACGGACGUGCGUGACAUCACUCAGAAGUACAUGGAUGACAUCAUGAACCUGAAGCUACAAGGGACCAGCAUGCUGCCGCUACUCAGCGAGAUGUUCAAUUUUUGAAGACAGCUGCCUUAUUCAGACAUCUUUUUGACUUGGCGCUGUCUGCAUUUUAACUUUUCCCGAUUUUAUAGUAAAAGUCUUCUGAUUCAUUGCAGAAGUGUGUGGCCGACUAUACACACAAGAAAUGCUCACCUUGCUGAGCAUAAGCCUGGAGUUUGUAUUGAAUUCACUACAAAAUGUCAACUGACGGGGUGUGAUUUUUUUUUGAGAUUCUUCCAGAUUUUAGGAUUGUUUUCCCCCAAAUGUUGGGUUUGGGGGAGAUCUAAUCACUCAGGUUUUCACACUUUCUAGCCCUGUGCGAAAAGCUAAGUGCUAGAUUCACAUAAUCGUAGCCAUUUGUGAAAGGAGUCCUGCCUUAUUAGUUAUUACAAGCAUUGAGUUGUAGUCUUUUAUCAUUGUCAUGCUGGAUGUUUUGCGGAUUUCUCUUCGUCCUUGAAUCUCACCAUCGGUAACUGCACUAUAUUGUAGUUGAACAUUAACACUGUGAAAAAAAUAAGAAAUACUGUGAAAAGAAUCCGCAUUCACAAUUGCAUUGUGUAAGGUUUGAAAAGAAUUUUCAACCUGUACAAAAAGUAUAGACAAUGUUUUCCCACUUGUGUGAAGAGAUGUGAAAAUAGUUUCCCACUUAAUUGAACAGACGUGAAAAUGUUUUCCACUUUAUGUGAACAAAUGUGGAAAUUUUUUUCCCACUCCUGUGAACAGAUGUGAAAAUGUUUCCCCACUCUCAUGACUCCUGUGAACAGAUGUGAAAAUGUUUCCCCACUCUCGUGACUCUUCUGAACAGAUGUGAAAAUGUUUUCCCAUUCAUGUGAAGAGAUGUGGAAAUGAUUUCCCACUUGUGUGAAAGGGUGUGAUCAUUUUCUCAUUGUGGGAGAUUGCUCUCUCAUUUUGUGAAAUGAAAAUAGAUUCCGAGGGCAGAGAAAAAAAAGUGAAAGAAUUUUCCAUUGCCAGGUUAAGUGUCAAUUGCAAUGUACUAUAAAUGUGCACAAGACUUUAGUGUUAACUCUGCCUGUCCACUCCCAGGGACACACUCAGAACAGUUUUUCUUCAAACUGGUGCUUGUAAUCAGAGCUUUUAAGUCUUAGCUGUUCCAUGCAUUUUGGGAGAUGACAUAAUUUUGUUCAGAUUUCGGUUUUAAUCCUAAAUGCCUUGUGGUUUUUAGACUCAUAUGGAAAUUGGAGGGCAUGCGUGGCCCUGUUGGGGUUUAAGUCUUUUAAAAGAUUUGUGUAGAAAAUGGUGAAGAGAUGUUGUAAUUAAAUUUUGUUCAAGCAAAAAGUCCCCGUCCAAAAGUGUUCAAGGCUAGCCAUUGGACACGUGGAUAGACGGACUCUUCCCACGACAGAAUGGUUUAUUCAGCAAUUUGUCAUGGUUAGGACAGGGUUGAGCUGCAUGUUAACUCAGAUAACGCGCUGAAAGACUGGAUUGAAUUGACCAACAACAAUGUUGUUUUUUGUAUAUGUGGUAAACGCGCAGCUUGCGUUUACUUAUAGGGACUGAGCAAGUAUACUGUGAUCCGUGACUGUGGUAUGUUCCUGUAUGAUUCAAGUUUUUUUGCACUGGAACAAUUUUGGUUGUGGUUUGUUGAAAACAAGCGUGUGUCGGGGUAUUCCGGCCCUCACCGCCUGAUGGGGAAGUUUCGUAUAUUAGCUGAAUUGGGACCAAGUUGUUUGGACUUCAUAGUGUCACCAUAACACGGUCCCCACAAAACAGGUGACAUAUCGUGUUUGACCCAAGGGGUGGGUGCGUUGACCAGUCGAGAUAUCAAGAUUGUACAGGUCUUGCUUUGUGUACAUUUAGUCAUUGUUUUAAAUUUGGUCCCUAGACCAUGAGAUUGUGACUAUUUGGAGAAUCUUUAAUUCUGGCAACUGCCACAGUAAUUUGACCCAAAUGCAAGAAACUGAAAAACAAAAACUGGAAAAUGUCGCCAAUUUUCCAAAACUUGCAUUUAUUUUCUUUAUCAAGUAAUUGCCAGUUAUGUCUCCCAUGUACCAUAUUUUUCUCGCGCAUGCCUUCAUUCAAGUUUCAUACCAUGUUUUUGAAACUUACUGCCAUUUUUGCCCAUCGUUUGAUUACAUUUCCAUGUAGUUUAAAAAUCUGACUCCUGUGCCUGCAUGUAAAAAGACAACCGGGCAAUACCUCAUUGUGCAUUAAUUUUGACCGCAGGUGGUUACCUGACGCAAGAGAGGGGGGGGGAGCCAGACCAAAUUUGUAACUAAGUUUUCCCUGAAAGGGAUGUAUCCUUUAUCAUGUACAUAUUGAUAAAUAUCUUGUAUGGUACUGGAUUUUUCAUUGAUUUCUUAUGAAUCUCCAUGAUUUUUGCCCAUAUAUUUUUGUCAUCCUUUAAGGAAAAAAAUUAUUUCCUACAAUGUAGAGAGUAUGUAUGGUUAGGGCCCUUGCCGCUGCAGAUUUGUACAACCACCAUUCACAGUACUUAACCGACGCUAGUUUCUAUGAAACAUGUCAAAAGGAAUUUUUGGCCGAGUUGAAAACAGCCGACAGAUGGGUAUCCAAAAUUACCGAGUUUAGGGAUGCGAGUUUUCAGGCAAAGGCCUGGGAUUUCAGGCUUUUCAUGUAAAAUGUGGGUCGUAUUUUAGACGUUAACAAGGUAUGUAUUCAAUCUUCUCUGGCCUUUUUGGGGGGCCUUGGAAGCAAUGAGGACAGAUACACUGGCUUCCUUUUAUGUGAUUGUGUACCCAUUUCGUCGUGUUAGGAUUAGGAGGAUCUGGCAAGGAUAGAUGUCGGGGAGCGCCUAUUUAAUUUACGCAAACAUAGUCCUGUGAAUAACAGUGGCCCAAAACAAGUAAUUAUGGUGAUGGGGCAGCCUCAAGUCACAAUAACUGCGUACACCAACCACUGACAGACCCGCUGUAUGUUGUUGCUUUUCAAGGAAAGUACGUGCACAUCCUGUCUGCUUUUCAUGAAGAAAAUAUGAAUAUAUCAGACAGCAUUGCACGUACACGAGCACGGGGAAUUGUUUGGGGUGGUGCUUUGGAAAUCAUAAAGGGAGAAAGGAAGGGAACAAUAAUGUAACUGAUUUUACUCCAAUAUUAAGCUUGGCUGAAUUGUACAAGUGUAUAGAAAUAAUUCAAACAAUGCAGUUUAUGGCCGAGUAUUCAUUUAUAUCCUGCACUUUUAAUGCACAUUGUUUCAUGGUGCUGAUGUGAAAGUGAUAUUGCUCUACUCCAUUUGGUCCGUGUUUGUAGGUAUUGUCUCGAAAGCUCUUUGUAUUGUACUCACAAUCAGCUCACAAAAAUGAUUACCUGUGUGCUGCAGCUGUCCUCUCGAGGUGAAAGAGUUUGACUUAUACAAUAGCAGUUAAUGCUUCAGGAGUAGGUUGUUUUCAACAGGUGGUUUAACGAAGUAGCGUACUUGAUGUAGGCAGGUAUUUUUGUUUUAGACAGAAGCGUUAUUGUCCCUCAAAUCUCUUUUCAAGAACUGAAACGUGAUCUGCAAAGCAAUUUGUAAAUCGAUGUGGGUAUUAUAGUGCAUUUGCUGAGAUGUUUGAUAUAGAAGAAUUAUUUGCACCCGUCUGAUGUUGAAGCAAUCAGACAGACCUGCGGUUUUCUUUCACUUCUUUGCCCAUGUGUAUCUGAUGGCGAAACUCGCACAUCGAUGAAAUGCUUCAGCAGGUUUGUGUGCAGAAAAGCUCGUCAGUUGGCUAAACAAUGUUGAAAUGUGUGAAUAUUAUACUGAUUAAUAGUUCUUCAUCGCGUCAAUUUUUGGAAUGUUUUAAGGCAUUGGUAUUGCGACAUAAGUGAGCGAGAUGUAAGUGGAUAAGAAUGGGUCAAUUCUUGUUAAAACAAGGCCACUCGGACCUUCCGACUUAAAAACCUUGAGCUGACCACAGCCUUGUAAUAAGGAAAGGAGGGAAAGAAGAGAUCGGGGCCCUCAGAUCUAGUGGACUGUAUUCGAAAUAGGUAACCUGAGGAGAGUGAACUUUGUUGAAGUUAUAAUUGUAUGUUGUUCGUUAGCACUCGGAAUGACGUCAGACCUGCGUAUUGUGAGUCUUUCGUGUUCGUAUAUGAGGGGCUUUUAUGAAUUUAUGUCGUGGAAAAGUUGAUUUUACAUCACUUUUUUCAUUCGCCUAAUGACAGUUUAGAUAUCUUUUGAAGUGUUUUUGUCAUUUUAUUUUAGGCACGUAUUGCUUUUCGUGUUUUCAGUAAGACGUUUAAUAAGUACAUUGGUUCAAAUUAUAAACUUGCACUGAAAUCCAAUCUCCUUGGAGAAUAAAUCAUCAUAUAUGUCACAUACGUGUGUGUAUAUAUAUGCAUUGGCUGAAAUGAGAAAUAAAUAUUUUUAUGUGGUCAUAUUGCAAA
Messenger RNA from Acanthaster planci (crown-of-thorns starfish), 6906 nucleotides. RefSeq lists its product as uncharacterized. Gene Ontology annotation, biological process: cell differentiation; positive regulation of transcription by RNA polymerase II; negative regulation of transcription by RNA polymerase II. Gene Ontology annotation, molecular function: nuclear receptor activity; zinc ion binding; RNA polymerase II cis-regulatory region sequence-specific DNA binding. The record is from RefSeq and is a predicted model, not a curated record. Gene Ontology annotation, cellular component: RNA polymerase II transcription regulator complex. NCBI's taxonomy places the organism in Eukaryota, Metazoa, Echinodermata, Asteroidea, Valvatida, Acanthasteridae.